CGCUUAUGCUCGAUUGAACCAAACCGUGUCGCAGUGUUCUUCCGCCACAAAAAACAUUCCCGUUCAGAUUACUGAAACGCCCACAGUGAUUAUUUGAUUGAUUUAGAGCACCUAGGAGGGGUAGCCGGUCCGGUAUCGCGCCGCCUGUUGUCGCUUUCAUUCAAAAAUGACAUCUAUGUACGUUAUCAAGCGCGACGGCCGGCAGGAGCCGGUCAUGUUUGACAAGAUUACGGCUCGCAUAGUGAAGCUUGCUUAUGGCCUGAAUCCGGACUUCUGUGAUGCGGUCCUUGUUGCCCAGAAGGUUGCUGGAGGUGUUUACAAAGGUGUCACAACAUCGGAGCUUGAUGAGCUUGCUGCUGAGACAGCUGCCGCGCUCACUUCUACGCACCCGGAUUAUGCAAUUCUGGCUGCGCGCAUCGCUGUGUCCAACUUGCACAAGAAGACAAAGAAGUCCUUCAGCGAAACUAUGGAGGCACUUUACAACUACAAAAAUCCACGGACCGGCCAGGAGGCUUCCUUGAUCGACAAAGAGGUCUUCCAAAUCAUAAUUCAGAAUGCUGCGCGCUUAAACAGCGAGAUUCGCUACGAUCGCGACUUUGACUUCGACUACUUUGGCUUCAAGACUUUGGAGAGGUCUUACUUGCUCCGGAUGAACGGCGAGGUGGUGGAGCGGCCUCAGCAGAUGCUGAUGCGCGUGGCUGUUGGAAUUCACAAGGACGACAUCGAAUCGGCGAUCCAGACGUAUCACGCGAUGUCUGAACGCUGGUUCACCCACGCAUCACCCACGCUUUUCAACAGCGGCACCCCACGCCCGCAGCUCAGCUCGUGUUUCCUGCUGUGCAUGCGCGACGAUUCCAUUGACGGGAUUUAUGACACGCUCAAGGAGUGCGCUGUAAUUUCCAAGAGCGCGGGCGGAAUUGGACUGUCCAUUCACUGCAUCCGCGCCACGGGGUCGUACAUUCGUGGUACGAAUGGCACCUCGAACGGCAUCGUCCCCAUGCUGCGUGUCUUUAACGACACAGCGAGGUAUGUGGACCAGGGCGGCGGCAAGCGCAAGGGCGCCUUCGCCAUCUACAUCGAGCCCUGGCAUGCGGACGUCUUCGAGUUUUUGGAUCUGCGCAAGAAUCACGGCAAGGAGGAGGCGCGCGCGCGUGAUCUGUUCUACGGCCUUUGGAUUCCGGACCUGUUCAUGGAGCGUGUGGAGGCGGACAAGGAGUGGAGCCUUUUCUGUCCCAACGAGGCGCAAGACCUGGCUGAGUGCUGGGGAGCAGACUUUGAGCGCCUGUACACGCAGUAUGAACGCGAGGGCCGGGCACGCAAGGUGGUGCGCGCGCAGCAACUGUGGUUUGCCAUCCUGGAGGCUCAGGUGGAGACGGGCAAUCCGUACAUGUUGUACAAGGACUCGUGCAACAAGAAAUCCAACCAGCAGAACCUGGGCACUAUCAAGUGUUCCAAUCUGUGCACCGAGAUUAUUGAGUACACCAGCCCCGACGAGAUCGCGGUCUGUAACCUUGCAUCCAUCGCGCUUCCCCGCUUCGUGCGUGAGCGGGGCAGUCAGCCUGGGUGGGAGUCUAAGAAGUUGGUUGGCAGCCUGGAUGCGCCCAACCGCUUUUUCGAUUUCGAGAAGCUGGCGGAAAUGACCCAGAUGGCCACCCGCAACCUGAACAAGAUCAUCGACGUCAAUUACUAUCCGCACCCCAAGGCCCAAAAGUCCAACAUGCGUCACCGCCCUAUUGGGCUCGGCGUCCAGGGUUUGGCGGACACUUUUAUUAUACUUGGUAUGCCCUUCGACUCGCCCGAGGCUGCGGAGCUCAACCGCCAGAUCUUCGAGGUCAUUUACUAUGCUGCCCUGUCGGCCUCGUGCGAGCUAGCUGAGCGCGACGGCACGUACGAAACGUACGAGGGUUCGCCUGUGAGCCAGGGCAUCCUGCAGCCCGACAUGUGGGGUGUAAAGCCUACUGGCGUCGGCAGCAGGUGCGACUGGCCAGCUCUGCGUGACCGCAUCGCCCGUCACGGCGUCCGGAACAGCCUCUUGGUUGCCCCCAUGCCCACAGCCUCGACGUCCCAGAUCCUGGGCAACAACGAGUGCUUUGAGCCCUACACCUCGAACAUUUACGUUCGGCGCGUGUUAUCGGGCGAGUUUACUGUUGUGAACCAGCACUUGCUUCACGACCUGAACAGAAUGGGUCUCUGGAGUCCGGAGCUGAAGAACGAGCUGGUGGCGGCUAACGGCAGCGUGGCUGAUUUGGACAUCCCAGUCGAGCUCAAGGCGUUGUACAAGACGGUUUGGGAGAUUAAGCAGCGCACGCUAGUGGACAUGGCCGCUGACCGCGGGGCCUACAUUGACCAGUCGCAGUCGUUCAACGUCUUCAUGCCGGAUCCUAAUUUCGGCAAGCUCACGUCGCUGCACUUCUACGCAUGGCGCAAGGGUCUCAAAACUGGAAUGUACUACCUGCGGACCAAGGCUGCUGCCGAUGCCAUCAAGUUCACUGUCGACCAGCAGGCCUUGUCUCGCAAGAAGGCCUCUAAUCCGCCGCCCACGCUCUCGCUGCCCACCGGCAAGUUCUCAGUGGGCGCCCAGCUCGCUGCCAUGGUUUGCAGCUUGGAAAACAAGGAAGCGUGCCUGAUGUGCGGGUCAUAA
Messenger RNA from Volvox carteri f. nagariensis, 2641 nucleotides. RefSeq lists its product as uncharacterized. Gene Ontology annotation, molecular function: ribonucleoside-diphosphate reductase activity, thioredoxin disulfide as acceptor; ATP binding. The transcript is spliced from 16 exons. The coding region runs from base 167 to 2641 and encodes 824 amino acids. The record is from RefSeq and is a predicted model, not a curated record. Lineage: Eukaryota; Viridiplantae; Chlorophyta; Chlorophyceae; Chlamydomonadales; Volvocaceae. Gene Ontology annotation, cellular component: ribonucleoside-diphosphate reductase complex. Gene Ontology annotation, biological process: deoxyribonucleotide biosynthetic process; DNA replication.